GUGAAGGAACCACCAACCUAUUUAAAAAAGAAUAUUGAGACGACAGAGAGGGACAUGUGUAAAUCUUCUACAGUAUUCCCAGUGGCUGCAGCCGGCAGGAAAGUUCCAGAAAGAAACACAUACCCUAUAGUGUCUUCAACGGUCUUUAAAAGGUCAACCAGUGUUAUUGUUUGCAAGGAUGAGGUUGCUAGACUAAAAAAUCUUCAAAGUAUUUCAAAAAUAAAAUCAAGUACAUUGCGAAUACACCUCAAGCUAAACCAACAGAAGAACAGUAAUGUAGGGGUUUUGCAACCGUCUAAGAGGACAGAAUUAUUAGACAAGGAGACUAAUGAAAGAACCUCAAAGAACAGGUCGAAUACUAAGAACGUCACCUUUCAAGAGGAAUUAGACAUAAUUAAAGAAACAUUAGAUGAAGUUGAAACAUUGAUAGAUGUACAGUCUAAAAGGAACGAAAAGAUUUAUUCAAAAUUUCACAGUUACGUGAAAUCUGAAGAAGAAAUCAAUGUAGAAUCACCUAAACGUUCCAAAGGUCUGUACGACCUAUUAGACUACUUAUUUAUGCUUCAAUGGAUACCAACGCAGUAUCUAAAUAUACUGCCAGUGACCUUGAAUACUUAUUUCGAUAGCUUAUCUUCUGGUAGUGCAAUAUCUACGGACGAAUCCAUGUCAAAUGGUCUUCUACGACUUCAUUCAUUUAACAAUUUCCCUCGAACCGUAGACAUAUUUGUGAGUAAUUUAUCUAAAGCAGGAUUUUAUUUCACAGGAAGCGAUGAUAACGUACAGUGUUACGCAUGUGGAAUAACAUACCGGAACUGGAAACGUGGCGAUAUUCCGAUAGAAAUACACAGACGACUCUCACCCUUAUGUCCCCAUAUUCGAAACUGUAAUUCUGUUGCUAUAGAUACAAAUGAACAGCAACACAUACCUUCUCAGGAUGCAAGAUUAACUAAUAUACCAACACAAUCUGUUUUUAUACCAAGCAUUAAUGUACAACAAUCUAUAGGAAUACAACAAAGUGGGUGUAUGUCUGAGGGACGAAAUUUAAAUCCCAUAACGCAAAAUUCUACUUUUAAUUCAAGCGGAGCAACAGGUCACAAUCAAUCAAUUGGAAAUGAUAAUAUCAAAUACGCGGAGCCGAAACCAAGCAGGAAUGCAGUCAAUUUGGAACAUAUAGAUAACAAAAAAGACACAUGCUCAGAACCGGAAGUGAAUAACACUCUUAGCCAUGGAGCAUGUGGCUGUUAUGAAUCAUCAAGUUCAAGCAGAAUAAGUAGCAAUGCCAAUUCUUCAUUUGGAAUCGAUCUCGAUAAUCCCAGAUACCCGAAUUACGCUGCUUUACAAGUGAGAAUCAGCUCCUUUCAGGGAUGGCCAUCGUAUUUAGACCAGACACCAAAACAAAUGGCAACAGCUGGUUUCCUGUUUGCUGGUUACCAGGACUACACUAGAUGUUUCUUCUGUGGCGGUGGACUUCGAAAUUGGGAAACAGGUGACGAUCCAUGGGUGGAACAUGCUAGAUGGUUUCCGAAGUGCUCUUACCUACGUCAGAACAAGGGUGAUAGGUUUAUAAAAGCCGUUCAAGAUAAACAUGAACAAUUGAACAAAGAAGAAAGUAAGAAAAGUGAUCAAAUUACAUCCUUUCAAACGACAGAAACAACUCAAAACGGUUCCAAUUUACUUUCACACAGCAAUCCACAACAAAGAAGCAGUCCCAGCUAUCUUGAUACAGCAGCAGCCAUGAGUGUCUUAGAGAUGGGUUACACACAAGAACAGGUGCUUCGAGUUAUCCAGCAAUUAUUACGGGAUAAACCAGAUGGAACAUACACAGCAACUGAUAUCAUGAGUAUUUUACUGGAGAAUGAACAACCGAACGUUGACUCAACUAAUGCAGUUAGGCACGAUUCAUCUGCUAAUGAUUUGUCACUCAAUGCAACUUCACAAGGAAAUAAUAUACCUGAACCCCUUAUAAAUAAUUUGAGUGAAUCAAAUUUGGACGAUGCGGAGUCAUUAAUUGAAGAAAAUAGACAGCUACGAGAUCAACGUCUGUGUAAGAUUUGUCUUGAAUUGGAUGCCUCCAUAGCUUUCCUCCCUUGUGGACAUUUAGUUAGUUGUUCUGACUGCGCACCAGCUUUGCGCAGGUGUCCAAUGUGUAGGGCUUUUGUCAAAGGCACAGUCAAGACAUUCCUGGUCUAACAUGGUUUUCAAUCAUUUAGCAGACGCCCCCUUCAUCAUAAAACAUUAAAUUAGAUGUAUAUUGCCAGUACGUUACCAGUAAACAUCCUAAUGUAUAGCACCAGAGAUAAGAAAUGAUCCUAUCCAACAACAGUUUCAUUAUCCAAUAACUUAGUAUAAGAAGAUUACUGAAAUGAGGAGUCUAUCAAAACAGACAAAAUCAAGCAAAAUCAAAGUGGAGCGUCAAAAUUGAGCGUCAAAAUCAAAGUGGAGCGUCAAAGUGGAGCGUCAAAAUCAAAGUGGAGCAUCAAAAACAAAGUGGAGCGUCAAAAUCAAAGUGGAGCGUCAAAAUCAAAGUGGAGCGUCAAAAUGGCACGGGUUCAGACUGAAGAGAUGAAAAUACCAUGAAGCAAUGUGAUCGAUUACAGAAAGCUAAUUGCAAAGAUGAUCUUUAUGCCAUAAUAUAAAAAAAUAACAUAAACAAGAGAAAGACUGAAACAGAAAUUAAUAACAUUAGGCCUUUCAACAUUUUGUUAAAGCCAUACAGCAAAUUCAGCUCUAAUGUAAAAGGAAUGACAAAUUUAAGACAUUUAAAACGAGAAAAAAUAUCAGCCUAAUUUAUGUUCGAUAUGAUAUUCAGCGACAUACGACCUAAACCACUAGAUUGCCAGCUUCUUACUUAUAGUCAUACAAAUAUAUGUGUCACCAUAUUUAUACAAAUGAUUAUGAGUAAGAUUUAAAUAUACGUUUUUUUGGAUAGUCAACUUUAAUUUUACAUUGAGACUCUGAGAAAAAAAAUUCUAUUUGAAAAUAUGGAUAUUGUCUUGGGACUAUUAAUCAAAAAAAUAAUUUAUAUAUAUUAACUGUUUUGUUACCUUCCUUUAACAUGUACUUUCAUUAUUAGAGUCAAACUAUCAGCCGUUAUUACAAUAUAUUAUUAUAUCAUGUUUUUAUACACAUUGUGUAUUACCUGUUUUGUUACCUCCCCCUUUUUAUCAUAGACUUUUAUAAGAGUCUUACCAUCAGACUAUAAUUUAUUAUAAUAUAAUAAUGUUUUAUUUACAUUUUUUACAUAUCUAUUGUUUUGUUAUCUUCCAUUUAACAUGUACUUUCAUCAGAGUCAUACUUUCAUACAUCAUUAUA
Messenger RNA from Mytilus trossulus (common blue mussel), 3312 nucleotides. RefSeq names its product baculoviral IAP repeat-containing protein 3-like. The record is from RefSeq and is a predicted model, not a curated record. Gene Ontology annotation, biological process: negative regulation of apoptotic process; positive regulation of protein ubiquitination; regulation of cell cycle. The transcript has 5 exons. Gene Ontology annotation, molecular function: cysteine-type endopeptidase inhibitor activity involved in apoptotic process; ubiquitin protein ligase activity. The coding region runs from base 55 to 2190 and encodes 711 amino acids. Gene Ontology annotation, cellular component: cytoplasm; nucleus. Lineage: Eukaryota; Metazoa; Mollusca; Bivalvia; Mytilida; Mytilidae.